This is a messenger RNA of Monascus purpureus, 2290 nucleotides long. Lineage: Eukaryota; Fungi; Ascomycota; Eurotiomycetes; Eurotiales; Aspergillaceae. The record is from the annotation of a GenBank genome assembly.
AUUGCAACACGACAAUGAUAAAUCGACCGGUUUAACUCCAGUUCUUUUGCGCACGUCAUUGGACGGAAUCAAUACUAUGACUCGGACGCCGACUCAUCGGGCCCGGAGACAGUCAACCCCAACUCUGCGGCUCUCCCGGUCCUAUGACUAUUUAUCUUCGUUUGAUACGGCUUCUCCGGAACAUAUCAUUCAGUUUACGCCGUUUCGAGAGAUCCUGGAUCUUCGGACUCAACGACGGAUCCGACGAGCCGGUUUGAGUGAUGAGAUGAACAAAUAUGAGCGGGAAAGGCGUGAAAAGGCAAAACAUAAGGAUGCCUUACGGAAGAAUGAUGCAGAGCUCGCGGCAUUGAGAAAGGAACUGAACGACUUGAAAAAACACAGGUUUGAUGAUGACGCAAAUACUGAAGCUGCGCAGACAGCCUCCCGGGCUCAAGUAGAACACUUAGAAGCGCAAAUCCGUCGACUCAAGGAUAGGCUUUAUUUAUCUGCACACAAUAUUGACCUCGAAGGCGUCUCAAAGGAUGGUGAAGACGCUGUUAUGAUUAAUGCCGGUGAAUUGGACGACGAUGGCCAUGCCAUGGUAUCGAACUCGCCGGCAUCUAGUUUUAUAGACAAUCUCUCUUCACCAGCUUCAGAGACUCCUCUAGUGCUUGCCAGAAAGCACGUGGAUGCCGAUACCUCCACACAAGUGGAUAUUCUGGACAAUAAGCAAGAAUCCGAGAUCCUUGCUCUCUCUCGUGAUUUGGAAGCAGCGAAAGAGGAGAAGAGAGCGCUUUUCAAUGCAUGCCGCGCUCUCCCUCAUCUAAAUGGAUCUCUAGGUGGCAGCACAUUCCGCUUGCCCUCUCCUCCUCCAGACUUCUUGGGCCAAAUUGUGCCCAUCUUAUCAUCGGCUCUCAGCCGCGCUUCAGAUGCUGCGAAUGCGCUUGGUUCUGCCAAGCAGAGGCUCCUUGGUUUGGGUUUUCAGGGAGAUAGCGUGGAUGAAAUAAUUUCUGAGAUGCGUUCCCACUUUCGUUCAGCGCGUCUCGAUUUGGAACGUGCGGCCCCUGGGGAAACAGCCAACGUCGGCCUGGAGGAUGGUUGUGCCACCCUCGGUGCCUUGGUUAAGCGUAUCAAAUUACUUAUCGAGAGUAUGGGGAAAGAACGUGGACUUUAUUAUGGUUCGUUAGGCCGGGAGAAAGCUUUGAGGGGCCAGUUUGAUGCCUUGCUAGUUCGGUAUGACGAGGCAUUGGAGAAGAUCAGGGAUCUUGAACAGGAAACUUUGAUUUCAUCGAACAACAUGCUUCAUACGACAGUGAAAAUGGAAGAACUCGAACGCUCCAGAGAUGAACAAACCAUCGAAAUUAACAGGCUGAAUGAGGCAUUGAGCAGGUACCACGAUGAAGCUAAGAGGCUUGAAGCUCUCGUGACAGGUCUAGAGGCAGAAAGCGCAGCCUGCAAAGAGAAGCACAGCAAGGAAAUAUCAGACCUAAACAGCAAGAUUGCCAGCGAAGUGAACAUACGCCAUGUUGCUGAGUCAAUCGUUGCUGAACGCGAGACACGUAUCCAUGAAUUGGAGGAAAUUGUCCAAGAUAACCGGAUUAAGAUCUGCGAUAUGACCGCACACAUUGAGGCCAUUGAAAUUGAGUACCAGCUGGCUUUAGAGAGUCAACAGCGCAAGGCAGCUGAACGACAAGACUAUCACGACCAGGAGAUGGGAUUCAUGAAUGUCCGUAUCUCGGAGCUUACAACAUCCCUGGAAGCUGCAAAAUCAGAAGUAGGCAAACUUUGCCGGCAAAACAGUGGCCUGGAACAGCAACUCCAACUUGAGAUAAAAGCAAAAAAUGACUUGAUGCAUGAAUGGAUUGCAACUCAAACACGCGCGUUUGUCUCAACAAGGAAAGCAAUUCAUGCCGAGCAGCACAGUGCUAAGAUCCGUGAAGAGAAUAAUAAAGAACUUCUGUCAGAUAACUUUCAAUCUGAUAUCAGAAGUGAGCCUAUUACUCCUGUGAGUAUGACAAGAUAUGUGGAUGUUGAGAUUGGCAGGGGAAAGGAUAGACAACAGGUGAAUAGUGGGAUUGAGUUUCUGAUGGAGGGAGACCUCAUUGAUGAUGAUGAUGAUGAUUAUGUUAAUCGACAGAUCCAGAAUUCUCUGAAUUCUGAUAUUGAACUACCAAGUUCAGAUCCUGUCAAUCUUUGAGAACUUAACCUUUCAUUAUUAUUAUUUCCUAUCCUAGUUAGUUUUACUAUUUUCAGCAUGGUCGCCCGAUACUCGAGUAUAUAAGAACCUACCCUUGCUGUUCUCACCUUGUCC